This is a messenger RNA of Rhodotorula graminis WP1, 605 nucleotides long. RefSeq lists its product as uncharacterized. Gene Ontology annotation, molecular function: translation initiation factor activity; RNA 7-methylguanosine cap binding. Gene Ontology annotation, biological process: translational initiation. The record is from RefSeq and is a predicted model, not a curated record. Gene Ontology annotation, cellular component: cytoplasm; eukaryotic translation initiation factor 4F complex. The annotation marks the transcript as partial. NCBI's taxonomy places the organism in Eukaryota, Fungi, Basidiomycota, Microbotryomycetes, Sporidiobolales, Sporidiobolaceae. The transcript has 3 exons.
GGCGCAGCCGCACCCGGCGUCGACGACUCGAUCCACCCGCUCAAGUACACCUGGGACGUGUGGUUCUCGCAGCGCCAGGCCGGCACCAAGAGCAACAAGAAGGACGAGAAGGCCGGCGCACCGGUCCAGAAGGAGAAGGAGUCGCGCGAGGACUGGGAAGGCGGCGUCGUCAAGCUCGGCGGGUUCUCGAGCAUCGAGUCGCUCCACCCGUUCCUCGCCCACCUCGUUCCCCCCUCCGCCCUCCCCGCCUCGACCCACUCGACCUACUCGCUCUUCUCGACCGACGCAGACGAGGCCGCUCCCGCCGCGACCAACCUGAUCUGCGACUACAACGUCUUCCGCUCGUCGAUCGCGCCUGCUUGGGAGGACUCGGCCAACGUCGGCGGCGGUCGCUGGGUCGUGCGCCUGCGCAAGGGCGUCGCCGACCGCGUGUGGGAGGAGGUCGUGUACGCGCUCGUGAGCGAGCGCAUCGGCGGCGAUGACGAGCGCGUCGGCGACAAGGUCAACGGCGUCGUCCUGUCGGUCCGCCGCGACGAGGACAUCCUGUCGCUGUGGGUCGCGCCCAGCUCUCGCACCGAGCGCGACAUCAUUCGUGACUCGCUCCG